GGGAGGUGAUAAGCGAGGAAGGGUUGAGGUGGUCGGCUAUGGUGGAUGGGUGUAGGUGAUGGAGGUGGAAGGGUUGGAGGUGGUCGGCUAUGGUGGACGAGUGUGGGUGAUGGAGGAAGAAAAAGGGUUGGAGGUGGGUAGCUAUGGUGGACGGGUGUGGGUGAUGGAGGAAGAAGAAGGGUUGGAGGUAGUCGGCUAUGGUGGACGGGUGUGGGUGAUGGAGGAGGACGAAGAGUUGGAGGUGGUCGGCUAUGGCGGACGGGUGUGGGUGAUGGAGAAGGAAGAAGAGUUGGAGGUGGUCGGCUAUGGUGGACGGGUGUGGGUAAUGGAGGAGGAAGAAGGGUUGGAGGUGGUCGGCUAUGGUGGACCGGUGUGGAUGAUGGAGGAGGAAARARAGUUGGAGGUGGUCGACUAUGGGGGACGGGCGUGGGUGAUGGAGGAACAAGUGAUGGAGGAAGAAGAAGGGUUCGAGCUGGUCAGCUAUGGUGGACGGGUGUGGGUGAUGGAGGAAGAAGAAGGGUUGGAGCUGGUCAUCUGUGGUGGAUGGGUGUGGGUAAUAGAGGAAAAAAAAGGUUUGGAGUUGGUCGACUAUGGUGGAAGGGUGUGGGUGAUGAAGGAAGAAGAAGGGUUGAAUGUGGUUGGCUAUGGUGGACGGGCGUGGGUGAUGGAGGAGGAAGAAGGGUCGGCGGUGGUCGACUAUAGCGGACGGGUGUGGGUGAUGGAGGAAGAAGAAGGGUUGGAGGUGGUUGGCUAUGGUGGACGGGUAUGGGUGAUGGAGGAAGAAGAGGGGUUGGAGGUGUUCGAGAUUGGAGGAGUGGAGGUGACAGUGAAAGCUUAUCGGACACAACCUAACUCUUAACCAUAUGCCCCGCUUUUCUA
Messenger RNA from Chara braunii, 879 nucleotides. The record is from the annotation of a GenBank genome assembly. NCBI's taxonomy places the organism in Eukaryota, Viridiplantae, Streptophyta, Charophyceae, Charales, Characeae.